AAUACAAGUAGAAGCGUAGGCAGCCACAAUCCCAACCUAACAGUCUUUAUUUAUGUAUCCUUUUUACAUACACGUAAGACGACCACACUCCUCUUCACUCACUGUUCCUGGGUUGUAUUUUGUGUUUUGUUUAAUCUUAUGCGGCGAAAAUGGGAGGAAGCAACUAACUAGUAACUGACAGAGCAUGGAGUUGGAGUGGGACGAUGGAGUGAAAGAAGGGGUUCUGAAGAGGCUAAAGUGGUGGCAGCAACGCAGCACGAAGCCCCCAACGGCAUGGGUGACGGAGCUGGUGGAGCACUUGAACUCACUGGGGGUUGCGUUACCCAGCCCCGAGUUAGGGGAACUCAUAGUCUCACAAAUCUGCUUCGACAACAACCACCCUUGGAUGUGGAAGUUCACGCACCACGCACUCUCCUCUCGUCUCCUCUUCCCUUUUCAAAUCCUCUCACUCCUCGCUUCCAACGUCAUUCCUCACCGCCACGCGCACCCCCACGCUUACGCCCUCUUCCUCCCUCUCCUCGCUCACCACGCCUUUUCCUUUCACCCAACGCCCUCGCUCUCCUCCAACCUCAGGAUAGCGAGUUCCGUCGACGCCGCGCUUCGCCUUUCGGAGACGUACAAGAUACGCGAUCUGGAGCUAGGGCACGUGUUUGUGCUGUUCUUCUACGAGGUUGUUGUGGCGUUGAUUGAUUGCAUGCUCAUGGAUUGGGGAUUUCAGGUCGCGUUUAGUGAAAGGUCGUGUUUGGUUGCUGCUGCUACUACUGAUGGUGGCGGUGAGGAUUGUAUGGAGAUUGAUCAUGGCGUGACGCAGGGGUUUAAGAAAAGUGAAUGUCAUGAACAGAUAAGGAAGCGGAAUCCAUUCACCGCCUUAGAGGUAUUGGAACGACUAACCGAAAGCAGAAAGGCUACUAUUCUGCUGCAGUCUGUUCUCUUGAACAUGCCUGAAAAAUUCAAUUGCCUCCAGCAGAGGCUUCAAUAUCUUGAAUCCCUUGAGCUGGCCUCGUCAGAGUUAAAAUUAGUAAACCAAGUCCUAACAAAAGUGAUUGCAAACAUCCGUGGAGUUUCUUGUUUUGAUUUCUGCCUAAGUAAGCAUCAGCUAGUCAGGAUGCUUGUUGAUGUUGGAUCAUGCAAGACAUCGUUAAGAUACAACUACAGAUUUUGUCAGUCUCCUUGCUGGGUUUCUUUUGAUAUUUAUAUGGAGAAUGCUAUGGAUUCUAGACAAAUUCCUACCAAGUCAGCUAUUGAUGUGCUUACAGAAGGAAUCAAGACACUUCAAAAACUAAACCAGGCUAGCUGGCAAGAAACUUUUCUAGCCCUUUGGCUUUCAGCUCUUCGGCUUGUGCAACGAGAACGUGAUCCUCCUGAAGGCCCUAUCCCCCAUCUUGUGGCCCGUCUAUCUGUUCUUUUAUCUAUUGUCCCCUUGGCAAUUGCAAAUGUUCUAAGGGAUGAUUCUGAACAUAAUUCGUCUUCUGUUCAAAUGUCUAAAGAAUCAGAAUACAGACAUGAAAUGAAAAGUGAUGGUUCUAUGAAACUUGGACUGAUUUCAUCUGUUCAGGUCCUUGGGCACUUUUCUGGUCUCCUAUGCCCUCCUGCUUUAGUUAUUGAUGCAGCCAAUCUGGCAGCUAGAAAAGCAGCAAGCUUCAUUCAUAAUUCUAUGAAAGGAAAGGGUGAAUCUGGCACUGGAAUUCAUGCUAAUGCCAAUACAAAAGCAGGUGGGAACUUGAGGCAUCUCAUAGUGGAAGCUUGCAUAGCUAGGAAUUUAAUGGAUACAUCGGCGUACUUCUGGCCUGGUUAUGCCUCUACAUCUGUCAUGUCUUUAUCAGAUUUGUCACCGCUAGAAAAAUCUCCAUGGUCAAUAUUUAUGGAAGGAACACCGUUAAACAAUACCCUUAUAAAUUCUCUUACGGUGACCCCUGCCCCAAGCCUGACUGAGAUAGAGAAGUUAUACUAUAUUGCAUUAAAUGGAUCAGAUGUGGAAAGGCCAGCAGCUGCAAAGAUUCUAUGUGGUGCAUCUCUCAGCCACGGAUGGUAUAUUCAGGAACAUGUGGUCCACCAUGUGAUUAAGCUUCUUGCUUCUCCAGUAUCUCCUAGUCAUUCUGGAUCUUGGAGCCUUUUGGUUGAUAAUAUGCCCAUGCUAAGUGCUGUCCUCCGUGGCGCUUCUUCUAUUGAUAUUGUUCAUAUACUUUCUUUACACGGUGUAGUCCCAACAGUUGCUGCUUCUUUAUUGCCACUUUGUGAGGCAUUUGGCUCAAUUAAACCAACUUCAAAUAGCAUCGGCGAUGAGUCCUCAACAUCAAUAUACAUGGUCUUUUCUUUAGCAUUUCUUUUUCUUAUUCGUUUAUGGAAAUUCUGUAGACCCCCUCUUGACCAGUGCAUCACUGAAUUAGGAGUUUCAGUUGGAGGUUUGGAGUAUAUUUUGUCAUUGUACAAUAAUCGUGUCAUGUUUUCCCAAGAUAAGAUGAAAAGCAAUCCAAGUCUCUCUGAGUCUGCAUCUGUUAAACCUGUAUAUAUUGAUUCAUUUCCAAAAUUACGGGCCUUGUAUUGUCAAUACAAAUCUGGUGUAGCUUCAGCCCUUUCUGGCAUUUCUACUGGAAAUUCCAUUCAUCAAACUGCUAAUAUGAUUUUAAGCAUGAUUUACCAGAAGAUAACCAAGGGUGGAAUUUCAUCAAGUAAUUCUUCAUCACCAACUAGCAGUAAUGCAUGUAGCUCCCUCAUGAAUUCUGGUGAAGAUGCUUUUCAAAGACCAAUGCUUCCUGCAUGGGAAGUACUCGAAGCUCUUCCUUUUGUCCUUGAAUCAAUUUUAACUGCUUGCGUUCAUGGGAGGCUUUCAUCGCGAGACUUGACAACAGGUCUGAGAGACCUUGUUGAUUUUCUUCCAGCGUCACUUGCUGCCAUUAUUGAUUACUUUUCUUCAGAAGUUACUCGUGGUGUAUGGAAACUAGUUCCAAUGAAUGGAACAGAUUGGCCCAGUCCAGCAGCAGUUCUUCAAUCAAUUGAAUCAGAAAUUAAAGCUAUAUUAACUCAUGUUGGUGUUGAGGUUCCAAACUGUUCUUCUGGAGGUUCACCGAUAAUGCUUCCUCUACCGAUGGCAGCUCUAGUCAGUUUAUCCAUUACUUUUAAACUUGACAAGAGCCUGGAGUACAUGCAUGCUAUUACUGGAGCAGCUUUGGAAAAUUGUGCAUCAGGUUGCCCUUGGCCUAGCAUGCCUAUAAUUGGGUCUCUGUGGGCCCAAAAGGUUCGCCGCUGGCACAACUUCAUUGUUGUAUCAGGUUCCCGUUCUGUGUUUAGACAUAACAAUGAGUGUGUUGCUCAACUAUUGCGAAGUUGUUUCACUUCAUUCCUUGGAACUUUGUGUGUUUCAACCUCAAAGCUAACUGCUGAGUGUUGUGUGAAUGGUCUGUUGGGUAGCACCAUUACUGCCCCUGGUCUCUAUCCUUUUGUUGCCCCUGGAUUCCUUUUUCUUAGAUCAUGUCGAAAUAUACACAAUGUGCAGUAUGUAAACGAUAUAAUCGUGGGUCUCGUGACAGAGUACUCUCAUGAAUUAGCUGGCAGACGGACGGGUACUGGCUCUCGCCGUAUUAAUUCCAAUGAAGCAUCACUAUCCCUAGCCGCUCAAAGUGCAAAAGAGGUGGCAACACUUGGUGCAAGUCUUCUAUGUGCAGCAGGUGGCAUGCUACUGGUCCAGGAACUGUAUAAGGAGACUAUUCCUACCUGGCUGCUGUCGUCUAGGGAUGUGAAGCAAAACAAUGACAGUGUUGUGUCGCAUGUACUGGAGGGUUAUGCUAUGGCAUAUCUGUUGAUAUUGUCCGGAUCAAUCAUGUGGGGUGUUGGGACCAAGUUACCACCAGGGACAUUCAGUAGAAGGAAUCGUACGAUCGAGGUCCAUUUGGAGUUCCUGGCAGAAGUGAUGGAGAAGAAAAUUUCACUCAGUUGCAAUCCUAUUACAUGGAAAACUUAUGUCUGCUGUUUAGUGGGAUUAAUGGUUAGACUUGCACCAGCUUGGGUUCAAGAAGUGAAGGUGGAUACUCUGAGGAAGUUGGCGCGUGGAUUAAGCAGAUGGAAUGAAGUUGAACUGGCACUUUCUCUACUACAUAGAGGGGGGACGGCGGCUAUGGGAGCUCUUGCUGAAUUUGUCAAUGUGAUUGAUUCUGAACACAUGUCACCUUGCUCAUAAUCCAAUUCAUGAGGACCAAAUAAUAUAACGUCAAAAUUGCUCGAGAGAACAGCAAGUGAGAUGGGACUUGCUAUUUUCUCCCAAUCCCGGUAGUACUCUGGAGUCGUAAUCGUUCUUAACAUGCUGCACCAUAACACUAGUCUUUGAUGAUUUUUUUAGAAAAAAAGAUUGAUUAGUCAUAAAAAAUUUAAAUUUACGUUCAUACGUUAAUCAAAUAGUACCAGUUUACAGUUAAUAUGAUUAAAAAAGAAAAAAAGAAUUCAAAGAGGUUAUAAGUUGCAAAGGAACAGAGGUGCUCAUGUACGUUGCCAUAGUUGUAUCCGAAAUACUCUCAAACUGAAAUAUGCCUAAAUAAAAAUAACGUGGAUUUGAUUUCUAA
This is a messenger RNA of Cajanus cajan (pigeon pea), 4553 nucleotides long. Its product is annotated as mediator of RNA polymerase II transcription subunit 33A. Gene Ontology annotation, cellular component: mediator complex. The record is from RefSeq and is a predicted model, not a curated record. Gene Ontology annotation, biological process: regulation of phenylpropanoid metabolic process. Lineage: Eukaryota; Viridiplantae; Streptophyta; Magnoliopsida; Fabales; Fabaceae.